GAGCACAAUGUACACACUGCUUUCCGGGCUUUACAAGUAUAUGUUCCGGCGGGAUGAGUACUGCAUCUUAAUCCUGGGACUGGACAAUGCUGGAAAAACGACCUUCCUGGAACAGACUAAAACAAGAUUCAACAAGAACUACAAAGGAAUGAGUUUUUCCAAAAUCACAACCACUGUCGGCUUGAACAAUCUCCUAGUUGGCACUAUAGAUGUGGGAAAAGCCCGGCUGAUGUUUUGGGACCUUGGAGGACAGGAAGAGCUUCAGUCUCUUUGGGACAAGUAUUAUGCAGAGUCCCAUGGUGUCAUUUACAUUAUUGACUCCACAGAUGAGGAACGACUCUCAGAAUCCAAGCAAGCUUUUGAAAAGAUGGUAACCAAUGAAAUUCUGGAAGGGGUCCCUUUGUUGGUUCUCGCUAACAAACAAGACAUAGAGAACUGCCUGUCGAUCCCUGACAUCAAGACAGCCUUCAGUGACUGCAUCAACAAAAUUGGGAAGAGGGACUGCUUGACCCAAGGAUGCUCGGCGCUCACCGGCAAAGGAGUAAACGAAGGGAUCGAGUGGAUGGUGAAGUGUGUGGUGAGGAAUAUUCACCGUCCCCCGAGGCAGAAGGACAUCACAUAGAGAACCACCAAGGAUCUCAGCGCCAGACUCUUUUCUCCUGCACAGAGACCCCUUUCCUUUCUCUUCCCCGCUUUUUCUCCUCCCCAUUCUCUGUCCCUCAAGGAGAUUCUUGGAACCCCUGUAUUAAAGGCACACUUGUCCUCUCUCAGUGUCUUGCAAGAGACCUCAUUAGCAGAGAAGAAUUGGGACAGGAUCCUUUCUUUCAUGAUCGCUCCCCCACUUCUGAGCAUGGAGAGAGAUGGAGCGAUUGAUGUUCCAGAAAUGCAUGGGACUCGUUCCUCUUGCAAAACUAUAAACCUGUGGGGUUGAAGACUCUGGGGGCAGUUUAUCAAAUGGAGACAAGGUGUUGGGACAUCGGAACUCCCAUUUUCCAGUUGUCUUCUGGGAUGUUCCACAAUCUGAGUUUGCACUUGUAUGGAAAAGGAGCAAUUGAAAGUGGGGAGUGGACUCUUCUUUUACGGCGAACGUACACCGAUGUACACUUCACAAAUGCUGCAGUUGGAGAGAGAGGGCGCUGCCAGAACACUCUGUCCUCCUCCUUCCACUCAGUUCCUGUAUUUGUGCGCAGGAUUAAAACUGAUUUAUAGUA
This is a messenger RNA of Candoia aspera, 1211 nucleotides long. It is a transcript of the gene ARFRP1, whose product is annotated as ADP ribosylation factor related protein 1. The transcript is spliced from 7 exons. NCBI's taxonomy places the organism in Eukaryota, Metazoa, Chordata, Lepidosauria, Squamata, Candoiidae. Gene Ontology annotation, cellular component: Golgi apparatus. The record is from RefSeq and is a predicted model, not a curated record. Gene Ontology annotation, biological process: Golgi to plasma membrane protein transport; protein localization to Golgi apparatus; intracellular protein transport. Gene Ontology annotation, molecular function: GTPase activity; GTP binding. The coding region runs from base 8 to 622 and encodes 204 amino acids.